AUACAUGAUCCCGCAGAUCUUUCACAUUGCAUACCUCGAGUCAACUCCAAUAACAAACAGUUAGAUACGUCUCGACGGAAAGUCAAAGCUUAUGCUCGAGAGGCUCAGAAUGCCGAGAAACGAGUCAUGAAUGUUGAUCUCCGAGAUACCAUCAACAAACGGAAUUUCCCUAUUACGUUCAGUAUUGAAGACGCUAACUUGUUUGCUCAUCCUCAUUCUGAUGCUCUUAUUAUAACCGCCCCGAUUGGGGGAAUUCCUGUUCAUCGGAUCUUGGUCGACACAGGAGCGUAUUCAAGUAUCUUAAUGCUCCGUACUUUCAAGAAAUUGGGUUUGGACCCAGCAGACAUUAGACCGUGUAACGAUCAGAUUCAAGGUUUCAACGGAAGCAUUUCUUGCCCCGUUGGCGAAAUAUUGCUCCCCAUUCGAUUUGGAGGCUUUGGACCGAAGUCUAAGAUCAUUAUGGAAACUUUUAAAGUCUUGGAUGUCCAAAACGAAUAUAAUGCUGUAAUAGGGCGAACUGCACUUUAUAAACUUCAUGCUGCUGUGUCAAUUUUUCAUUACGCCCUGAAGUUUCCUACCAUUGAAGGAGAAGACACUCAUUAUGGAGAUCAACGAGAAGCCCGAAGUCUGAUGUUGCUCUCAACCUUGCGUAGCCUUCAUAUGAUGAGAAAACAAGAUGCUGAUGACUCCGUUGAGCCAAGUAAUUCAACUCCUGAUGUUGAAAGAACCGAUCAGUUCACCCCGGAUACCAACAUGCCUCAAGCAGAGAUCAACUUGCCGCUUGUCGAUACCGACGUCCCUAUGACGUCGGUCUUGCCUGAAACAUCAACUAAAAUCCCCGAUCAAAAACAACCUUUUCAUGAAAAAGACAUAGAAAUGCAUGAGGAUAUAAACCCAAGGAUGCA
Molecule: messenger RNA, 905 nt
Organism: Striga hermonthica
Lineage: Eukaryota; Viridiplantae; Streptophyta; Magnoliopsida; Lamiales; Orobanchaceae
Source: the annotation of a GenBank genome assembly